Abrus precatorius (Indian licorice) is the source of this 1311-nucleotide messenger RNA. RefSeq names its product protein EXORDIUM-like 3. The transcript has a single exon. NCBI's taxonomy places the organism in Eukaryota, Viridiplantae, Streptophyta, Magnoliopsida, Fabales, Fabaceae. Bases 66 to 1115 code for a protein of 349 amino acids. The record is from RefSeq and is a predicted model, not a curated record.
UGUACUUGGGAGCUCUCAGCUCACUAGCCCCAGCUACUCCCUCACCCCAUCCCUCACAAGCCAAAAUGUACCAGGGCUGCUACGCCCCGUCGCCGCCGUUCACGGCGCUUUUCUCCUUCACCCUCGUCCUCCUCUCCUUCCUCCUGGCCCUGGGUCCGGUUUCCGGAUGGAGGCCAUGGCCUCAGAACAACAAAAUGAACGUCACCGAUUACGCCUUCAGGGACUCCAAGAAAUACGAGGGCUCAUCGGAGUUCGUUAAACUGAGGUACCACAUGGGACCGGUCCUCACCACCAACAUCACCGUCCACACCAUCUGGUACGGAAGGUGGGAGAAGAACCAGAAGAAGAUAAUCCGCGAGUUCAUCAACUCAAUCUCGGCCGCGGGCGCCCCGCACCCCUCCGUGGCCGGGUGGUGGAGAACGGUCCAGCUCUACACGGACCAAACCGGUGCGAACAUUUCAAAAUCAGUUCGGCUCGGGGAAGAGAAGAACGACCGGUUCUAUUCCCACGGGAAAUCUUUGACCCGUUUAUCAAUACAGUCGGUGAUUAAGAGCGCCAUCACAGCGAGAACUCGGCCAUUGCCGAUCAACCCGAAGAGUGGGCUUUAUCUGUUGCUGACCGCAGAUGACGUGUACGUUCAGGAUUUCUGCACGUCAGUGUGUGGGUUCCACUACUUCACGUUUCCGUCACUGGUUGGGUACACGCUGCCAUAUGCUUGGGUGGGUAACUCCGCUAAGUUCUGCCCCGGGCAGUGUGCUUACCCUUUUGCAGUGCCCGCAUAUAUCCCCAACCGGAAACCCUUUAAGUCACCAAACGGUGACGUUGGGGUGGACGGCAUGAUCAGUGUUAUUGGACACGAGAUGGCUGAGCUGGCCACGAACCCGUUGGCGAAUGCUUGGUAUGCAGGUCAGGACCCGUCUUUCCCGGUAGAGAUUGCGGAUCUGUGUGAGGGUAUUUACGGGACUGGCGGCGGUGGCUCCUACACCGGUCAGGUUUUGGACGCUCGUGAUGGUGCCACGUAUAACAUGAAUGGUAUAAGACGGAGGUUCCUGAUUCAGUGGGUGUGGAGCCAUGUUCUCAAUUACUGUACUGGUCCUAAUGCUCUUGAUCACUGAAUGUAGAAUGGGAUAUUUCUUCUUUUUUUCGUUUUCUUUUUCUUUUUUCCUUUUAUGGUUACCUUUGUUUUGGGCUUUUGGUCUUGUGGGCUUGUGGUACUGUGGGAGUCUGGUAAUUUUGUUAAGGUAGUUAAGUUUGUUCAUUAAUGCAAAUAAUGUAAUUUUAAUGUUAUAUCAUACUAAUAUAAUUAUAAAC